This is a messenger RNA of Pangasianodon hypophthalmus (striped catfish), 2261 nucleotides long. RefSeq names its product inactive phospholipase D5. The coding region runs from base 165 to 1562 and encodes 465 amino acids. Gene Ontology annotation, molecular function: catalytic activity. The record is from RefSeq and is a predicted model, not a curated record. Lineage: Eukaryota; Metazoa; Chordata; Actinopteri; Siluriformes; Pangasiidae. The transcript is spliced from 10 exons.
GAGAGGGAGAGAGGGAGAGAGGGAGAGAGGGAAUCAUGCCAGGGUGUAGCAGCUCUCCGGUGGAAACUGUGCACUCUUUUUUGUUUGGACGUCUUCCCGUGCAGCGAGCAGCAGACAGAAAGUGUGUGUGAAUAAGGAGCAGAGCCUGAUAACGACGCUACAUCAUGAAGUCUCAGCAGAAAUGCAUCGUGAUCUUUGCUCUCGUGUGCUGCUUCGCUGUCCUGGUGGCGCUGAUCUUUUCAGCCGUGGACGUGUUGGGAGAAGACGAAGACAUCCUCAACGACGAUAACUGCAGCGAUAUCUGCCAGGUGGUGCUUGUGGAAAAUAUCCCAGAAGACAUCUCCAUUUCUCACGAGGGUACGACGUCCCUGACUGCGGGACUCCACGGCCUUCUGGACCUGGCUCAGAAAUCGGUGGAGAUCGUGUCACCGUGGUGGGAUCUGAACUCCACAGAGCAGGACUCUCGAUUCCCCCAGGCCAAGCAGGGUCGACUGUUACUGCAUCGGCUGAUGGGUCUGAAAGCUCAGGGUGUUCAGCUGAAGGUGGCCAGCGGGAUGACGUCGUCUCCUGAGCUCAAACUGCUCUCGCAUUACGGUGCGGAAGUGCGUUAUCUGAACAUGACGGCCCUCACCAAAGGCGAGCUCCGUUCGUCCUUCUGGGUGGUGGACAGGAAACACAUGUACAUUGGCAGCGCUGCUAUGGACUGGAGAUCUCUGUCUACGCUGAAGGAGCUCGGCAUCAUCGUUUAUGAAUGCAGAUGUUUGGCUGUGGACCUGCACAGGAUCUUCAAUCUCUACUGGCAGCUGGAGUACAGGGAAUUUGUCCCGGCGAUAUGGUCCAAGAGGCUGAGUGCCCUCUACAGCAAGGAGGAACAUUUUUCUUUUCACCUCAACGGCUCCCAGGCCAAAGCCUACAUCUCGAGCUCUCCAAAUAUUUUCCGCCCCAAAGACCGGACCACGGAUAUCGAAGCCAUUUUCCGCGUCAUUCAGGACGCCAAGCGCUUCAUCUGCAUAUCCAUGACGGAUUAUCUGCCUCUCCUGAGCAGCAGUCCACACAAUAAGUACUGGUCACGUAUCGACGGCAUGCUGCGCGAGGCUUUGAUCCUGAAGCACGUCAGAGUGCGUCUGCUGAUAAGCUGCCGAGAGCAGACACACCCCCUCACCUUCAACUUCCUGUGGUCCUUACAAAGCCUGUGCAUCCAGACGGCCAACUGCUCCAUGGAGGCGAGGUUCUUCAGUCCUCGAGUGCGAGAUGACGGCUCUCCUCAAGGCGUCCACCAUCACAGAUACGUGGUGACCGAUAACUCCGUGUAUAUAGGGAACCUGGACUGGGUCGGGAAUGAGUUUGUGUUUAACGCAGGAGCCGGACUCGUGGUCAGUGAGCUGGGGAGAAGCUCCACGCUGGCGGAGCGGCUGAAGUCCGUGUUCGAUAGAGACUGGCGCUCGCUGUACGCGAAACCUCUGCAGCCCAACAAGAUUCCCACCUGCAGCUCGAGCGCCGGCGUGUCUAAAGGUCACACGGGUCACACGGAGGACACGGGAAGUCCGAACGCCUCUCUAUAAGAGCUUCUGUCAUCAACCUCUGACUGACUGAAUGGACUUGUUUCAUAUCGAGUCGUUAUUCGUGCCAUCUCUGCACUUCCUAACGUACUUAUUUAUUUAUUUAUUUACUUACUUACUUACUUAUUUUUAAAGAAGGUUAAAAGCUACUGUGUUUUUUUUUCAUAACAGACCUCAGUGCUAAUAAUGCCUCAUUAUCCUUUUUAUUUUAUUUCUAAAAAUAGAGUUUACUACCUUCAUUUCUGAGAAUGUACGAUCUCCAUGACGAUGAGAAAAACAUUAUAAAAUGUUUCUGUAGAUACAAUAACAACGAAAAGAAGAGCAAUUAGAGAUCUGAUAAAUAUAGAUAUGUACCAGUACUACACACUAAUUACUGAAUAAUUAUCAGUAAUUAUUUAAUAAUAAUUGUUUAUUAUUAUUAUUAUUAUUAUUAUUAUCAGAAUAAUUUGUUUGUUUGUUUAUAUAUCCAUCCAUUUCUUUUUUUCUUUCUUUCUUUCUUUUCAUUUAUUUACUCACUAUCUAUUUGUCUUUUUUAUUUUAUUUGUUUGUUUCACUCACUCAUUUGUUUAAUCCUGGUAUUGCAGAUCACCAGCUUAAUUUGAAUAAACAUGUACAUUCUUUCUUUCUUUCUUUCUUUCUUUCUUUCUUUCUUUUUCUUUCUUUGUUUCUUUACUUAUUUGUUGAUUUAUUUACAUUUUUCAA